GAGAGUAAGCGGAAGACGAAGUUUGCGGCUUAGAGUUGUGGUCGCUGAUGCAGACUGAACAGACGCCGAAGUAGUGGUUGAGCUCCUCCACGGGCUGCCCCUCGCCCUCACGCAGGCCGGGUCGUACAUGGGCGACACAGAUGCGACCGCGACCGCGUAUGCGAAGCACUACAACCGCACAUGGAGCCAGUUGAUGGCGGAGGAGGCGCGCUUCCCACUGGAGGAGUAUGGCGACCGAAGUGUGUUGACAACCUGGACCAUGUCGUACGAGCAGGUCUGCCGGCGGAGCGAGGUGGCUCCUGGCUUGCUGAAGCUAUGGGGGUUUCUGGAUAGUGGGGAGCUGUGGUAUGAGCUGAUCGCGGCAGGCUCGGACUUGGCAGCAGAGAUGCAUGUCCCGACAUGGCUGCUAGAGUCGGCUAAAAAUGAGCUAGCGUUCAAUGCGGCGAUGGGGCUGUUAUCACGCUACUCGCUUGCGGAUGGAAAAGAAGGCACGGGUAGCCACUCGAUGCACUCAGUGCUGCAUCGAUGGUGCGGGUACCUGGCAGAAGACAAAGAGCGGCAAGAGCUAGGUUGCUUGGCGGCAGGGCUAGUGGCGUCGGGUGUGCCUGUGAAGUCAGACAUGGAGUAUUCGAAGAAGCGGAAGCGGAUAGUUGCGCACGGUCUCUAUGUCAGUGGAUGGAUCGAAGAGGGCGGCGGAUUGGAUGAUGAGAGGGCGGUCGGGGCGUUGAUACGGCCAGACUGUUUUCACAGCAUUGGGUACUUGCUCAGUGAUGAAGACAGGCAGCGUGCAGUGCAGAUGUACCAGCGGGCGCUGCAAGGCUUUGAGAAGGCAUGGGGACCAGAGCACACAUCAACACUCGAGACAGUCAACAACUUGGGCAACCUCUAU
Messenger RNA from Didymella exigua CBS 183.55, 889 nucleotides. RefSeq lists its product as uncharacterized. NCBI's taxonomy places the organism in Eukaryota, Fungi, Ascomycota, Dothideomycetes, Pleosporales, Didymellaceae. Gene Ontology annotation, molecular function: protein binding. The record is from RefSeq and is a predicted model, not a curated record. The transcript has a single exon. The annotation marks the transcript as partial.